AUGGGUUUGAUAGCCCUGCCUAUCCUGUACCCUUACGGAAACAUGCCCGCCAUCGAUGCUUGGUUCUUUGGUGCCAGUGCGUCCACCGAGUCCGGCUUGAACACUAUCGACGUCAAGGCUCUCAAGACAUACCAGCAGCUCUACAUUUACUUGAUUCCUAUCUUGACCAAUCUGAGCUUCAUAAAUAUCGUUGUAGUUAUCGUGCGCCUCUUUUGGUUCAAGAGGCAUCUGAAGCGUCUUGCUCCCCAAAUGCUCGACAACAGCACUGGCACAACCGAUGUCGACAUUGAGACUGCUCAUCAAGAGCCAAAGGUCCUUGCUGACACAACUGAAAACUCUGCCGAACCGACUGAUGGAACGAAUGGUAAGGCUAAAGCGACAGGGGACCCCAUCCAAGAGGAUCCGACAGUUGCAAAUGAAGACAGGCCAGUGACCCGUACCAUGACCAUCACCUUCGAUCCAUCCACCGAAAGACACAAGGAAGACGCUGCCCUUUACAUCCCUGGACCGCGAGCUCGCGAACGUGGGUAUCCAAUCGCUCCCAGAAACCAUGAAGCCGCGCGAAAUCCAGAAGACAGUGAUGAUGAUGAUGCAAUCAAACCUGUACCCAAUAGAAUUCAGACUGACGGAAGCUCAUCCAUGCGUCGUCGGCGACGCUUCAGCACCGACGAUGGCCUCAAAGUCACAGCUUCCCGCUCCAUGGACCGAGUCGCCGGCGUAGCAGCUUCUUUCCUAGUUCUGGGAUCACAGACAGCACCCCAGCCGUGCCCCGUCUCUUCGGACUCGAACCGACAGCCUGCCAUCAACGACGUCCCAUUCCUCUCACGCCAAGCUACCCUCGGACGGAACUCGCAGUUCAAGAACCUUACAUCACACGAUCGAGAGAUUCUCGGUGGUAUUGAGUAUAGGAGUCUGAAGCUGUUGCUGAAGAUCGUCGUGGUUUACUUCUUUGGUCUUCAUAUCUUUGGUGCGGUUUGUCUCGUCGGCUGGAUACAUACUGCUGAUAAGCAAUAUGCGGAUGUCCUACAGGCAAGUGCGCAGGAUAAGACUUGGUGGGGCAUCUACUCUGCUCAGACAAUGUAUGAUAACCUAGGUUUUACUCUCACACCGGACUCCAUGAUCUCUUUUCGCACUGCCAAGUGGCCCAUGAUCCUGAUGAGCUUCCUCGCAUUUGCUGGAAACACACUCUAUCCGGUCUUUUUGCGCCUGAGCAUUUGGAUCAUGUCAAAGCUGGUACCAAAGUCCUCCCCGACACAAGAGUCCCUCUCAUUCCUGCUCACUUAUCCUCGUCGGUGCUACACGUUGCUCUUCCCUAGCGGUCCGACGUGGAUCCUCUUCGGUAUCAUCUCCGCUCUCAACUUCCUCGACAUUCUUCUCAUAAUAGUUCUGGACCUUUCCAACCCUGAAGUUUCCUCACUUCCGCUUUCUCAGCGCAUCCCAGCCGCUAUCUUCCAGGCUGCAUCAGCGCGCCAUACUGGUACCGCUAGCUUCAAUCUUGCCAACGUCAGUCCCGCUGUGCAGCUCAGCUUACUGAUCAUGAUGUACAUUGCCGUUUUUCCCAUUGCGAUCAGUAUUCGCGCUUCAAAUGCUUAUGAGGAAAAGUCCCUUGGUCUGUGGGAAGAAGAGAAGUCCCUAGACGAGAAGCAUAGCAAGACUUAUCUCUUGACGCAUAUGAAGAACCAGCUUGGCUUCGACCUUUGGAUUGCAGAUGUCAAUGAUCCUGCUUUCUCGGUAUUUUCAGUCCUAUUCGAGGUUACCUCGGCAUACGGAAAUGUUGGGCUGAGUCUUGGGUACCCGACAGUGAGCACCUCACUAUGCGGCAUGUUUGGAACCUUUGGAAAAGCAGUCAUAUGUCUGAUGAUGAUUCGAGGACGUCACCGUGGAUUACCAUAUGCCCUCGACCGUGCCAUAAUGCUCCCCACUGGACAGGUUGCUGAGAACUGA
Messenger RNA from Fusarium subglutinans, 1944 nucleotides. Its product is annotated as potassium transporter TRK-1. The transcript has 10 exons. Gene Ontology annotation, biological process: intracellular potassium ion homeostasis; potassium ion import across plasma membrane. Gene Ontology annotation, molecular function: high-affinity potassium ion transmembrane transporter activity. Lineage: Eukaryota; Fungi; Ascomycota; Sordariomycetes; Hypocreales; Nectriaceae. Gene Ontology annotation, cellular component: plasma membrane. The coding region runs from base 1 to 1944 and encodes 647 amino acids. The record is from RefSeq and is a predicted model, not a curated record.